CUAGUACUAUAUGCUUUCUCUUUCGUUGAACGUCUCAGGCUGGGAGAUCUCACUCUGCUUUCCUGGGACCGACCUCGUGGCGACGUGCAAACUAGCACCCUUCAACAUGGCAAUGAUAAACAGGACUGAUACGACAACCCACGGUUGCGGAAUACGCCACGCUCUGCGGUAUUUGACGAGUAGGAAAACGAGAAGUCCGACUCCGAACAAUGCCCCCCUCGAAUACUCCAUGUCUCAGAGAGGCGAUCUGUCAGAGGAAUCCGAAGCCGGCACUUCCGGCACUCAGUACUCAGCACGUUCAUCCUCCACUCUCGAUUAUCACAGCGAUUUCAAGCACUCCUCGACCCAUAAUGCAUGGGCACCGGUAUUAUUGGUCGGACUCAGUUGAAAGUUUCGUACGAUCCUCCUGCGAUUACGAUCCUACCUACGACUACGGACUACUAAUCUGGUACCUUGAAAGUGUCGUACAAUCCUCCAGCGUACAAUCCUCCAGCGAUCACGAUCGUGCCUACGGACUACCAUUCCGGCUGCCGCCCGAGAUCGUGUGGAAGGUCAUAGACUAUCUUCAGUGGGAUUGGUCGGCACUACUGGCCUGCACCGAGGUCUAUCGAACGUGGCAUGUCCGUGCUCAAUUACACCUGCCUCAGGGGACGUUCGCCGCGAUGCUUUCUGGACGGUUGAAUCAGCUCGAGGAGUUACACAUCAUACGUGGUGUAUGGAGCGCCGCGACAGUGAACUUGCGC
This is a messenger RNA of Fomitopsis serialis, 743 nucleotides long. RefSeq lists its product as uncharacterized. The transcript has 4 exons. The record is from RefSeq and is a predicted model, not a curated record. Lineage: Eukaryota; Fungi; Basidiomycota; Agaricomycetes; Polyporales; Fomitopsidaceae. Bases 11 to 388 code for a protein of 125 amino acids.